AUGGUCUUCGAGCUUCCGCCCAUCGAGGUUGCGUCCAUACAGUCUGCCGUCUUGGCCGCAACCUCCAAUCUGUUGGCCCAGGUCAUUACUUCUUUUCGCCACGAGACACCGCUGGUUAUUGAUUGGGUUCCAAUCUUUCAGUUCUUUGUCUUCAACUAUCUAAACACACAUCCAAACGUGCUAUGGCAAGAAUUCCUAGAGUCGACCUGGCCAGCGUACCACGCAGCGCCAACUGCCGAGGCCGUGGCGUCGGCUUCCAAGGGCGACGACAAGGAACUGGAAAAGGAAGAGCAGGAGGGCAAGCUGGUGGAGCCCAAGCUCAACCUGCGCAACACGGCCAUGAAGAUGCUGCUGGACCAGACUGUCGGUGCCGCCUUCAACACGGUCGUCUUUAGCCUCUUUAUCCACGGUGUGCAGCAGGCCAUGCCGCGUCCGCUCGGCGCCCCCCUCAGCACCCCCGAUCAGAGUGUCAACUACCUGCUCGCUCUCGCCACGGGCGGUGUCAAGACUAGUCCUGUCAACUGGGAUAGCAUUCAGGCCAAGAUUGCUGCCGAGUUCUGGCCCAUGAUCUUUGCUGGUCUAAAGUUGUGGCCCCUUGUCAGUUUUAUCAAUUUUGCAUUUGUAAAGAGCAUUACUGGUCGCAAUCUGCUGGGUAGCUUGGCUGGUGUUGGCUGGAAUAUCUACUUGAGCUUGGUCGCCAGCCAGUGA
This is a messenger RNA of Pestalotiopsis fici W106-1, 708 nucleotides long. RefSeq lists its product as uncharacterized. The coding region runs from base 1 to 708 and encodes 235 amino acids. Gene Ontology annotation, cellular component: membrane; cytoplasm. Lineage: Eukaryota; Fungi; Ascomycota; Sordariomycetes; Amphisphaeriales; Sporocadaceae. The record is from RefSeq and is a predicted model, not a curated record. The transcript has 3 exons.